This is a messenger RNA of Miniopterus natalensis, 372 nucleotides long. The record is from RefSeq and is a predicted model, not a curated record. Lineage: Eukaryota; Metazoa; Chordata; Mammalia; Chiroptera; Miniopteridae.
AUGCACCUCUCCCAGCUGCUGGCCUGCGCCCUGCUGCUCACCCUCCUCUCGCUCUGGCCCUCUGAAGCCAAGCCCGGGGCGCAGCCGAAGGUCCCGCGAGCUCCGCUAGGGGAGGUGUCAGCCGCGUCCCAUGCUGAGGGCGUCGGUCAGAAGAAGCGCGACAAGAUUCCCGGAGGCGGUGGCUCCAACCUCAGGGGCGACCAGGCGCGACUGCUCCGGGACCUGCGCGUGGACACCAAGUCUCGAUGGGUCCGCCUCCUGCAGGAGAACCCCAACGCUCGCAAACACAAAGGCAGCAAGAAGGGCACGUCCAAGGGCUGCUUCGGCCUCAAGCUGGACCGGAUCGGCUCCACCAGCGGCCUGGGAUGUUAG